AUGUCCCAGAAGCUGUACCUCAUUCUUCUGGCCGAGAGCUACACCUGGCCUCAUUACAUGGCUGCAAUCAUUUGGGAGCUUCUGGGUCUAAACUUCCAAAAUGAUGCCACUGUUUUGUUAGGUGACAUGGUGCUGGCUGUUGGCUGGGUGCCUCAGUGUUUUCCCAUGAAGUCUCUUUCGAUAAAACAAUUCUCUUCCCUCACCCCGCCCUUCAAAUGUACCGUAGUGAUGGCUGCAAGAAAUAUGAGUGUGGAGACAAUCUUUGUCCUCUUGGGUUUCACAGAUUACCCAGAGCUUCAGAUCCCCCUGUUCCUCGUGUUUCUGAUCAUGUACAUCGUCACCGUGGUAGGCAACCUCGGAAUGAUAAUGAUCAUCAAGAUUAACCCCAAGUUUCACACCCCCAUGUACUUUUUCCUUAGUCACCUUUCUUUUGUUGAUUUUUGUUACUCUUCCAUCAUUACGCCCAAGCUGCUUGAGAACUUGGUCAUGGCUGAUAAAAGUAUCUUCUAUGCUAGCUGCAUGUUGCAGUACUUCCUAUCCUGCGCUGCUGUGGUGACUGAGUCCUUUUUGUUGGCAGUGAUGGCCUAUGACCGCUUUGUGGCCAUUUGCAAUCCUCUACUCUAUUCAGUGGCCAUGUCACUAAGGCUCUGUGUCUUGCUGGUGGCUGGGUCAUAUUUCUGGGGCAUGUUUGGCCCCUUGGUACUCCUUUGUUAUGCUCUCCAACUUAAUUUUUUUGGAUAUAAUGUAAUCAACCACUUUUUCUGUGAAUAUACCGCUCUCAUUGCCGUCUCGAGCUCUGAUACACACAUUCCCCACCUGCUGCUCUUUGGUUUUGCUACCUUCAAUGAGGUGAGCACGCUACUGAUUAUACUCACUUCCUAUGCUUUUAUUUUUGUGACUGUACUGAAUAUCCGUUCUGCCAGCGGGCGUCGCAAAGCCUUCUCCACCUGUGCCUCCCACCUGACGGCCAUCACCAUCUUCCAUGGGACCAUCCUUUCCCUCUACUGUGUGCCCAACUCCCAAAACUCUCGGCAAACGGUCAAAGUGGCCUCUGUCUUUUACACAGUGGUCAACCCCAUGCUGAACCCUCUGAUCUACAGCCUGAGGAAUAAAGACGUGAAGGAUGCCUUCUGGAAAUUCAUAGACACAAAAGUUCCAUCCCACUGA
Molecule: messenger RNA, 1167 nt
Organism: Myotis lucifugus (little brown bat)
Lineage: Eukaryota; Metazoa; Chordata; Mammalia; Chiroptera; Vespertilionidae
Product: olfactory receptor 5D14
Exons: 2
Coding region: 1-1167 (388 amino acids)
Biological process (GO): G protein-coupled receptor signaling pathway; sensory perception of smell
Cellular component (GO): membrane
Molecular function (GO): G protein-coupled receptor activity; olfactory receptor activity; odorant binding
Source: RefSeq, a predicted model, not a curated record